AUGUUACUUCUGUGGUUGUUAUUAUUGAUUACCAUCUUGUAUAUAUCAAAAGUAUCCAGUCUCCCAGAUCUGUCCCAAUCAUGCGUCACCAACCAAAACAUACCCUUCACAGGCUACAAAGUCGAAUAUCAACUAAACAUCCGAGAUUUCACCGGUGAAUAUCAUUUAUUAUAUUGUAAUGACAACAAACUUCUCUACGAUCUAAACCUAAAUGAAUCAAUCCCCUGGACAGAACCAUUAAAUUUCAGCAAAACCGAUCGAGCCAAUACAUUAAUCCUAGCCAGAAGGAAAACAUUCGCACUAAGAACAUUUCCAAUCUAUUUACCAAAUACAUUAGUUGGAUCCGUAUAUUAUACUGAUGACAUAAAUGGAUUUGAUAUUCAUAGUCGAGAAAAUAUUACUUCUAGUUUGAAAUCAAUUCCAUUGUUGGCAUCGAAUGUUAUUAGGAAUUGGAUUGAGAUGACUUAUAAACUAGACCUAAUUUAUCAUGUCCCAAUCCUAACCACUCCAGGAAUAGACAGUAAACGAUAUAAGAUUGGAUUUUUUGAAUCGAAUAAAGAAUUGAAUAAUUGGGAUAAAUAUAUUUCCAUGAGUGAGGAUUAUAAUUAUAAUUAUGAUUCUAGAGUAUUGGUUAGACAAGCGGUAGAUAGGGCGUUGAAGCAGAUUAAUUUGGUGAUUGAUGGGAGUAGAUUGGUGAAGAGUAGGUUGAAGAAUAGUGAGGUGAAGGAUUGGAAUGGGAAGGUUUUUUGGAAGUUGAUUUUAUUGUCUAAGACUUUAAAAGAACUGGCAUUUCAGAAUUUACUUGAAAGGAUUGAAAAAUCAUUUCUGGUUUGA
Molecule: messenger RNA, 834 nt
Organism: Hemisphaericaspora subhashii
Lineage: Eukaryota; Fungi; Ascomycota; Pichiomycetes; Serinales; Debaryomycetaceae
Exons: 1
Coding region: 1-834 (277 amino acids)
Source: RefSeq, a predicted model, not a curated record